This is a messenger RNA of Scatophagus argus, 2947 nucleotides long. Its product is annotated as copine-3-like. Lineage: Eukaryota; Metazoa; Chordata; Actinopteri; Scatophagidae. Gene Ontology annotation, molecular function: receptor tyrosine kinase binding; calcium-dependent phospholipid binding. Gene Ontology annotation, biological process: ERBB2 signaling pathway; cellular response to calcium ion. The coding region runs from base 191 to 1810 and encodes 539 amino acids. The record is from RefSeq and is a predicted model, not a curated record. The transcript has 16 exons. Gene Ontology annotation, cellular component: plasma membrane.
UGUAGAAGGCUGUGGAAGGCAGAGCUCCAAGGUUAGAGCGCAGAUCUCAUCGCAACGCUUUCGCAUUGGAAAAGGAGAAACCACCCAGCUGAGUCCCUGUUUGGAGCAACGCAACUCGCAUCCCCAAAGCGUUUUCUUCCCGUCAGUCCUGUAACCUGCCUUUCACCUCAAAACUCGUUACCACUCAGACAUGGCUGCUCAGUGUGUAACGAAAGUGGAGCUGACUGUGUCCUGUGAGAAUCUCCUGGACAAAGACAUCGGCUCCAAGUCAGACCCUCUGUGUGUCCUGUUAACGAGCAGCCCUGACUCCCAGUGGUAUGAGCUGGAACGCACAGAGAAAGUCCAGAAUUGCCUCAACCCAAAGUUUGCAAAGAAGUUUGUCAUCGACUACUACUUUGAAAUGGUGCAGAAACUGAGGUUUGGGAUUUAUGACAUUGACAACAAAACGAUUGACCUGAGUGACGAUGACUUCCUGGGGCAACUGGAGUGCACCUUGGGACAGAUUGUGUCCAGUAAAAAACUGACUCGCCCGCUUGUGUUGAAGAACAACUCGCCUGCAGGAAAAGGGACCAUCACAAUCAGUGCAGAAGAAAUAAAAGAUAACAGGGUGGUGAAUUUUGAAGUUGAAGCAAGGAAACUGGAUAACAAGGAUUUCUUUGGGAAGUCCGACCCUUACCUGGAAUUCUAUAAGCAGACAGAAACUGGGUGGCAGCUGGCUCACAGGACAGAGGUGGUGAAGAACAACUUGAAUCCAACAUGGAGACCCUUUCGGAUCCCGCUGCAGUCUCUCUGUGGAGGAGACAUGGAGAAACCUAUAAAAGUUGAGUGUUACGACUAUGACAACGAUGGCUCGCAUGAUCUUAUUGGACUCUUUGAGACCACAAUGACGCGCCUCAAAGACGCAUCACGAACAUCUCCGGCAGAGUUUGAGUGCAUCAAUAGUAAAAAGAAACAAAAGAAGAAGGGCUACAAGAACUCUGGUGUUGUGAGCGUGAAGCUAUGCCAGGUGGUGAAGGAGUUUACCUUCCUGGAUUAUAUUAUGGGAGGUUCUCAAAUCAACUUCACUGUGGCCAUUGACUUCACAGGCUCCAAUGGGAAUCCCAAGUCUCCUCAGUCUCUGCAUUUCAUUAGUCCUCAAGGCGUUAAUGAGUACCUCUCUGCUAUCUGGUCCGUGGGCAAUGUUGUCCAGGACUAUGACAGUGACAAGAUGUUUCCUGCGUUUGGCUUUGGUGCUCAGAUUCCUCCCACAUGGCAGGUUUCCCAUGAGUUUCCUCUCAAUUUCAACCCAGCAAAUCCAUUUUGUGCUGGUGUUGAAGGUGUGGUUGAAGCCUACAGGAUAUGUCUGCCCCAGAUCAAACUCUUUGGCCCCACCAACUUCUCACCUAUCAUCAACCAUGUGGCCUGCUUUGCUAAGCAAGCCCUCCAGCAGACCACUGCAUCACAAUACUUUGUCCUCCUCAUCAUCACUGACGGAGUGAUCACGGACAUGGAUGAGACACGCAGUGCCAUCGUCAACGCCUCCCGUCUGCCCAUGUCCAUCAUCAUUGUUGGAGUAGGGGACGCGGACUUCAGUGCCAUGGAAUUCCUGGAUGGAGACAAUGGAUUUCUGCGGUCUCAAACUGGCGAGCUCGCCAUGCGAGACAUCGUCCAGUUUGUCCCAUUCAGACAGUUUAAAAAUGCUCCCCGAGAAGCGCUGGCAAAGAGUGUGUUGGCAGAGGUACCAGUUCAGCUGGUGGACUUUUUUAAUACCAUGAAGCUGAGUCCACCGAACUCCACCAAUCCUGCACCAAACCCUUCAGGGGCCAUCUGAUGGUGCAAGGAGGAAACCAGACACAGACCAGUCUCAUCUUCUGCAGACAAAAAGCAGAUCACCGCUUCAUCUCAUCAUGCAAUUAGGGCAAAUGUCCUUCCUACACUUUUUAACUCUUUUAUUUCAUCACCUUAGCCAAAGACACACACUCACACCCACCAUACACCAAACAUAAGCAAUACAGUGCCAACAUAGACCCAACUGUUAUUAGAUAUUAAAUUCCAAGUGUGUUAUUUUUUUAUUUUUUUUAUUUUUUUGUUAUUCACUACAAUUUCAAAAAGAUAACAGUCAUUCCAUUAUUUUGAAAGAAUAAGUCUAUGGGCAGGAAGUGGCACUCUAAAACCGAUGAACGGCUCAAGCUUCAAGGCUCAACAGCUCGUGUUCUUUCUGUAGUACUUACUGAAACUCUAUACCUAAUGAAAAACAACAUUCUUAUGACAGAUUCUUAUUUUUUUUAAUGCAUCAUAGGAGUAUGUAGUUUAUAACAUGCAUGAUGUUUACAGGCUCAGAGAAAUAGCUGCAGCACAGUUAUGUAACCGUAGUCUUGUAACUUUGUAGCUGCUGCUGCUUUGGCACAUGGAGCGUGCACUUGUAUAAAUGUUUAGUUAUGCUCUCCUAUGCACUCUGCUAUAAUAAUGUCAUGUAAUGCCAAACUGUGUCUUUUGUGAACCCAUGUAACCCCCAGAGCUUUUUGUAUUUUUGUUAAAGCAUGAAUCUACAAAGUGCUCUCACUAUUUGGCAUUGCCAAUUGUGGCAAUUACCUCUGGUUGCUUGGCCUUCAACAUAGAUUAGCAAAGACAUGAGGUUGUUCCCUCGGUAAGGACCAACAAGGAAGUAAUUUGUUCAAUGAAAUGGUCAAUGGCUUUUAUUUAGUCUCGGUUUCAUCUCUGGUGAGUAAACUGGUCUCAUAUGUUACUAUAUAUGAGCUUCAUAUAUCUACAUACAGCCCUGUUUAUUGAAAUCUAUGAAUAUUUACUACUAGUAUGUCAUCUGUUAAGUACUGCUUUUACAUGGUUAUACAACAAAAAGCUAUCAAACUUGUGUCAUGUUGUGUACUAUCUUUAGUGCUCUAACAGGAAUAUGUAAUGUACCUUGGUGUUAGCAUGCAGAAAAGCCAAUAAAGAACAUCUAAUUAAA